AUGUCAUUUGUUGAUGAUGCUUUAGCAACAAGAUAUAACCGCGCUGAGAAAUUGUUUACAGAAUUAAGGAAACAUCAGGCCCUAAUCACCCUACUGUCUCAGUUUUAUCUAACUUUGCCUUGUACACGGUCACCUGGCUGUCCAGUACACUUGUCGAGCAAUAGUGAUUUAGUAGCUCAAACUGAUUCAAAAAAAACGAAGACAUAUUCCGUUAAUGUGGAAUUUAUUUUUGGUUACAAGCAGUUAGAGGCAAAGAGGAAAACUAAGGAUAAAUUUGUAGAAAGGCUGUGUUGCGUUCUUUUACGAAAUUCUGUUCACUGUCUGACCGACGGUGGACGGAUGGACCAAUUGCCAUGUGAUGAGAAAUUGCCAUUUUAUGGCAAUAUUCAUGGAAAGAGAAGGAAAGGCAAAGCAGGAAAGAAGCCGGUAGGGACGAUUGCCAAGUUAUUUGCUUGUAAUUAUUUUGUGCCACAUAUGCAUAAUACAUCCAAGAGUAAAAAUAAUAAUACUAAUAUUUCAAAAAAAUUAGACUGGCUUUAUUUUAUCAUUUUAGCAUCAUUUGAGAGUUUGAUUCCCACUUAA
Echinococcus granulosus is the source of this 582-nucleotide messenger RNA. RefSeq lists its product as hypothetical. The record is from RefSeq and is a predicted model, not a curated record. The coding region runs from base 1 to 582 and encodes 193 amino acids. The transcript is spliced from 7 exons. Lineage: Eukaryota; Metazoa; Platyhelminthes; Cestoda; Cyclophyllidea; Taeniidae.